GCCCAAUUGGCUUUCAUGUCCUUUUCGCCCUCGCGCCCAGAAAUACGCGUGUUACACACAAACUAAUUGAUCAAACAACACGGCGCACUGGUACAUCAACAAUUUAGCCCUGAUACGCGACGUCACACAGAAGUAAGAGUGCCGUUGGUUGCCAAGCAACGCCCAGGGUGUGACCCCUUCUAAACAUAUUUCUGGACACAUCACUGGCGUAUUACAUACUAGCGGUCUUCCCUAGCGCAGCACCGGAGACUUUCUCUUGGGAGAUUCGAGUUCUGUUUGGGCAGCGCUUGGAGUCUUCAAUGCAAUGCGCCAGGCAGCAGUCACACCUUGAAUAGCAGAUGUGGAGGUGCGGCCUUAGAUGCUUCGGGGUGUCGCCACACACCCAGGACCAGGAGAACGAACCACAGAAUGGCGACUCGUCGAAUGGAGCGACCGAGCGCCAAUGUCCGGUCGCGGCCGUCUCAGAUAAUAGCCAUCGCAAAGAAGACGGAAAGGAAGCGCUGGAUGCAGCGGGAAAUGAGCCGGAUGGGACGCUGUCGGUCGACACUUCUGCUCUGCGUGACGGUGACAUGUCCGGUGCCACGCUUAUCGAUACCACACUGGCAGCGCCUGCCCACCUGUCGCUUAUGGGGGUGCACAGCGAGACGUUUCCGAUUUCACCAACGGAUGCAAGCACAGCCGUUCUGCCCAGCCUGAACAGUGCGCGACCGGAGCUUGCAGCGCUUUCCAUGCUCUCGAGCAGCCAGAACUCAUUCAACUGCUCGCAACUAUGGGGGCCAAGCACGGCCAUGGCCAUGGACCAACUUUCUACUCUAAACAGCCAGUCAGCAGACACCUUCAUGCUCAUGAGCGGCUCACGGCUCUCCGUAUCGGGGGUUGAGCGGCCGCCCAUGCACUUGGACAAGAGCUUUCCGCAGCUGCCGCGUACGCUCGCAGUUAAGCUGUCCAGCUUUGAGGCGCUGCUGGCUGCGGUGUCAGACCACGUUUGGGUUGGACAGGGUGCACAGGGCGCCGUGCUGCGAGCAACAUGGCGAUCAGGCUGCACAGUCGCUGUCAAGUGGCUUGUGACUGAUGCGGUGGACGUGCAUGCGGCAUACAUGGAGGCCCUUCUGGCCAAGAUGCUCGCGCAUCCCUACCUGGUGCAAACCUUCGAGUACGGCAUGGCCUCACUCAAUGACAACUUUGACCAGCACCGUAAGCCCGUGGACGUGCGCACCCCGGCUUCACCCUCUCCGCUUCUGCAUGGCACAGCCGCUGCCUCCACCAUCGUGUCGGUGCCCAGCGGCGGUGCGCCCAAGCACAGCCAGCUGCAGCAGCAGACCCACUACCGGGCCGUGCAGCCGCACACGGCCGCGCAGACACACAGCAUUUGCAGCAAGGACCGGGACCGCUGCUCCACGCAGCAGCAGCCGCUUUCCAUGUCCGCAGCAGCCUUGGCACUGCAGAGCUUUGUCAUGGAAGACGCAUUCCCGAUCGUGGCAUCUGGCAGCUUCACGGCCGGCCCCACGCCCAUUGCCGCGCAGGCAGCGCUUGCUAAGCAUGCUGCAGCACAGCAUUCGCCCGAUGACUCCUCGGCCACGCAUCAGCGACACAAGCAGGAGGCGCAGUCAUCUUCACCAGAUGCGCCCGCCACGUUGCCGCCACAGGAAUGCGGUGGUGCCGGCAGGCACAUAGACGGUCGCAUACCAGGCGCAGCCGCGCACACCGGUGCCGGUAGUACAGCAGCUACGCCAUUGUCUUCGGCCUCGCUCUCACAGCAGCUGGCGGGUUACAUGCAACCCCAGCAUUCACAGCCGCAGAAACAGCAGCAGCAACUGCGCGGCUGCGGUGGGCAGCAGCAACAGCAGCAGCAGUUGCUGUCGCAGCUGCAUCGGCAGUACCGAUCACCUGUGAGCGGCCAGCACCAGCACACACAGCGCAACCCGCCUGAUGACGUGUCUCGUGUGUGGACCAGCGAUGAUAGCUUUGAUGGCAGCGCGAGCCGCCUCGCACAUGGCUCCAAUACAUCGGUGGACUGCCUUGAUGUGCUGAAGCAGCUGGGCGCGGCACCGGGCAAGUACGUGGUGCAGAUCGUGAGCGAGUGGUGCGAUGAGGGCACGCUGCACGUUGCCAUCCGCAAGGGCGUGUUCAGGGCGCAGCCGCAACACGGCCGCUCUCAGACGUGGGCGCUGCGGGCGCUGCUACAAACUGCACGCGAGGUCGCUUUGGGUAUGUGCCACCUGCACUACUCCCUCAACAUCAUCCACGGCGACCUUAAGCCCGGCAAUGUACUGCUCAAGAGCAGCCGCGUGGACUCACGUGGCUUCGUGGCCAAGGUCGCGGACUUCGGCCUAUCACGCCUGCUUUGCAACCAGACCGACGGCUUCGUGUCUACGGCCGACUGGGGCACAGUGCCGUACAUGGCGGGCGAGUACCUGGACAACAAGCUGUGCAAGAGCUCAGACGUGUACUCAUUCGGUGUGCUGCUGUGGCAGAUGUUCACCGGCAAGGCACCGUUUGCGGGCCACCACGAGGCACAAGUGGCGGUGGGUGUGAUGACUGGGAGCCUGCAACUCGAGUGGCCGACCAACAUGCCACCGCCCCUGGCGCGCCUGGGCCAGGCCUGUUGCCGCCACGAGCCCCAGCAGCGACCCACGUUCAAAGAUGUGGCAGUCGCGCUGGCUGGCAUCGAGACGCAGAUCCGCGAGACACACUCACGUGCCAGGAUGCUCCAACGCAUUGGCAGCGAGCACCCCGCGCCCGGCGGCCACCCCGCCGCCGCCAUCGGCUCUGCCUCCGCCACCUGCACCGCCGUCUCGGCUCAUGCUGACUCGUACGGCGGCUACCCGGGCCAUGCAAGCCCCGGGGUGCUGCUGCCCCUGCCCGGCUCGGUGCCGCCAUCCAUGCUGCCGCCGUCACUGGGCCUGGGCCUCGGGCUCAACAGCCACCAGCUGCCCACGCUGCCCGCACACUCGCUUCCCACGCCCGGCAGCUUCAGCAGGGUGCUGAAGCAAGCACACAGCCUGCCGUACCAGCUGCCGCAAACCAGCCACGGCGGCGCGGCCGGCAGCGCGUUUGCUGCCUCCGCUACUGUCUGCGGCAUCAACGGCAUCGGCGGCGGCACCAAUGGCGGCAACACGCCCGUCACCGCAUUCGCGGCGCACAUGUCCACUGUUGGCGCAUCCAGCAUCACCACGGCAUGCACGGCCGCCGACCACUCGGCAGGUUUCCUGCUCGGCAGCAUCCAUGAGCUGCCAACCAUGUAUGCGGCUGGCGCCACGAUGGCCGUACUGCCCUCCUCGACGCUGCUCUCCGUUGCCAUUCCGUCGGCUGCCGGCGGUGUGGCGGCGCCCACGGCUCCAGAAGGGUGGAUGCUGGGCUCGGCAAGCCACAUGGAGGCAGCCAUGGCCGCAGCCAUGGCUGCCUCUGUGGCGGCGCAUCCAGGCGUAGCCUCCUCGGGCGCCAGGGGAACGCCCAUGGUUGCAGCGGCCGCCGCGGUGGCCGCUGCUGCUGGCGUGGCGAGUGCGGCACCCAGCCACUCUGCAGCUGUCCAAACCAUGAGCUUGGAUCUGGUGCCGCCUCAGGAGGGCAGCCAGGACGCGGCGUUGGCGCUGCAGGCCGCCGCCUCGUGGGUGGAGACUGGCAGCAGCUCAUCGACGCCCCACAAUGCUAACGGCACCGCGCGGCUGCCACAGCCAGCCAGCGCCUCGCCGGCGCACCACCUACAGCAGUACACUGCAGUGCCGCCUGGGGCCCUGCCGCUCAUGCCAUGGCUGCAGCCUCUGCCAGCAACGACGGGCGCUGCUUUCCCGCAACAGCAGCAACAGCACGUGGCUUACGGGCAGCCGUACCGGUAUCCACUCAUGUACGGUCCGGUGCGCAAACAGUCCAGCCCGCCUCUGCUACGGGGCCCCAGCGGCUCCCGCCUGAUACACGCCAGUGUGGAAGUGCCACUGCCUGUGCCGCUGCCCGCGGCAGCUGCUUCCCCCAACACUGGCGGUGCUGGUACCGGUGCCGGUAUCGCUGCCGCGGUUGCACCGCUGGCAGGUAUGCCCGCGCCGGUGCCACAGCUGGUGUCGCAGCAGCAGAUGCCUGGCGCAGGCAUCUGCUGCUGCGCGGCGCCAGCUGAGACCGAAGUCGCUAGCGGCAAUGGGCCGCAGCAUGCGCUGCAUGCGCAGCCGGGCACGGCGUUACCACAUUACAACUACGUUUACACGUACCCGGCCCCGGCGCCGCUGCCGCUCCCGCUGCCGGGGCCGGGGCCUGUGCCUCCGCAGCUGCCGCAGGCGCCGCGGCCCAAUGACCUCCUGCCCGCCGCUGCUCCCUCGGCGCUGAGCACCUCUGUGGGCGCCAGCGCAAUCGGCAGUACGGGUGCAAAGAUGCUGGCUAGCCCGACAGCCAGAACCGCCGGCGCAACCGCUGCUGCGCCGGCUUCUACUUCAAUGGGCGCAAUAGCAGUCGUGGCGCCUUCGGGCUUACAGCAGGCCGCCUGGCCGCAGCAGGGUUCUUUGGGUGGCGCAGGCGACGGUGUCGAUGCUGGCGCGGGUGCGCGCCCCAGCGGCGGCGGGUAUGGUGCCACUGGCGGGUCUGAACUGUCAGCCGUCGCUAGCCUGGGAGGCAUGGGCCCGGGCUUGGCUGGCAUCGCUGUGCUGUUGGGCGGCGACCGCUGCAACGUGACCGCCGCUGCGUUGCCUGGCCACAAUGCCGCCGCCAUCGUCGGCCCCGUCAGCUUGGCGGCGGCUGCCAGAGAUGCGGCCGUGCCGUGGGCGGGUCCGGACACCAGCAGCAUAUGCGCCAGCGAUGCCGUGACGCUGGGCGGCACGCCAACAAUGCACCACGACAUGGGCUUUGCAGGGCCCUGGGCUGCGGACGCGCAAAGCUGCUUUCCGGAGCGGCGCCCCUCAACGCAGGAGGUGCAGCUGGAUAUCACCCUGGGUCGCAUGGGCGGUGUGGUUGCGGACGCUCUGAGUCUGAGGUUGCUGGAGUGCAAUGCUGCUGCGGCCGAGCCGCCGGCAGCCGAGAGCAACAUUGACCGUGAGCAGCAGCCGUCGCUUUCCUUCCCGCUUCCGCCAGUCGUGCACUCCGGAGCCCAGCCAUACCAGCCGCUGUUGACACCGCCGCGCACUGGUAGCGGCGGCGGCGUGGUGGGCACGCUGGAGCUGGUGGCAGCAGCUGCUACCAAUAGCGGUGGUGGCAGUGGGCCUGUCGCCGGGGUGAGCAUGGGCCCCAGCACCCAGUCACACCAACAGCUGCUGCAGCACCAUCACCAGCAACAGUGGCAGCAGCAAAUCCAAUACCAGCAGCAAAUCGUGAUGCAGCAGCAACAGCAGCUGAAGCAGCAGCUUUUACAGCAGCAACAGCAGCUACAGCACGACCAGCAGCAGCUGCAGCACGACCAGCAGCUGUUGAAACAACAGCAGCAACAGCUGAUGCUUCAGCAACAGCAACAACAGCAGCUGGCGCCAGUGCUGCGCCGCUCCUUGACUAUCGGCACUCGGCGCCGGUCGCUCACCGCGGCAGGCAUGAGCAGUGCCGCCGCCGACGAAGACUUGGCACCGGGGCGGCGGAGCAUGGACGAGGCCGCGGCCCUGUGGCGACUGGCGAACCCCGGCCGCGACGGCAGUGAUGGAGCGGGUGGGCCACGCAUGUCGACCAGUACUACCCUGACCUGGACCUCGUCCGUCGCCAGGUCCGGCAGCAGCGCACAGCCCUUCCACAGGCUGCCCGGCGGGCCUGCAGCAGGCCAGACCUCGGCGCCGUCGUCCGCGGGCCGCCUGCAAUGCCUCCAGCUGCACCAGCACCAGCAGGCGGAGCAAACGCCGCACCUCAGCUACGGCCAGCAGCAGCCUCCGGCGUCAGCGGUGCCGUCGGCUUCGGGCUCCGCCGCGGCGCACAUGCCGCUGGCGCAGCGCAGCAUGGCGGCUGGCGUGAUGCAGGCGGCAUUUGGGUUUCCAGGCUCGGCACGCAGGGCACACACCGUCCACACCUUACGCGCCAGCAGUGCCGGGGUUGGCCUGCUGUCGGCCUCCCCUAGUGCGAGCCACCGAAGCAGCAUCAACCUGCUGUUGGGUAGGGCCGGGCAGGACGCGACCGCAGACAGAAAGGGUCCCGGCGGCAGCAGCCCAUUAUUAUCGUCUAUGAUGGCGAUUCCACUAGCGCCGCUGCAUGAGGCUUUUGAGAGCCCCGCGGGGCCGGACAGGAUGCUUGGUGAGUGACGACAGGGAGACACAUGGCAAGGCGUGCGGAUUAGUAAAGGGAGAUCGGGCACAUUUUCGGUCUGGGCAGUGGGGGGUGGGAAGGGAGAGUGGCAGUCAUGGCAUGACAAAGAGUGGAGAGUGGUAGUCGUGGAAUUCCGCAUGUGUCAAGUGGAGUAGGCCAGCUGAAAUAAGGCCCAAUUUGUACCUGAACGGGUUCGCGUUGGGUGUAUUGCGGGUCUUUCCUUGCGCUGGGACUCUACCCCAAGCGUGCUGCUGUUUUUUGCCGUACGGUAUUUUUUUGCUGUACGGUAUGUUUUUCAUUCCGCACAUACUUAACUGUUGGUGAGGUUCAUUACUGUAGACCAUUUGAAAUCACCGCUACCUGGAAGAAACGGUGGUACUGUGAUAGCACACCGGCAUGCCUUGAAUGCUGUUGGCGUUGAUGCUGCAUUCGAUGACUGGGCCCACUGCAGAUCGCACAGGGCUGCAACCCCAGGUCACAGCGAAGCAGGUGACAGUUGAGCACACGCAGACAGUGCUUUCGUAUGGCUGGCCCAACGCACGUGCCGAAGAAUGCUGGGCAGGUGAAGAAGGAUUGACGUUGGUCCCCAGUGCUAUUGCUAGGUCCGUUUCCGGGAGGUGUUGGCUGGCAGCGGGCACACCCACAAAAGAUAAUAGGCGUAGCAGCCGCUGCUGUAGGCGUGCAGCUGGCGGGACAUGCUAGAUGGAAGGGUGGCGCACAGAGAUGAGAGGCAAUCGGCAGAGCUGGCAGUGCACAAGCAUGGUAAUAAUUGACGAUGGGCCGUGCCUUCGAACUGCAGCGAGUGAAAGAGCACAUGCCGCAUGGCUGGCGUACAGCGUCACCACACGUGCAUGUGUCUCGCAAAUAAACGUGUGCGGUGCAAAUAACCAAUGUCGAACUUUGUAUACUAUCAU
Messenger RNA from Chlamydomonas reinhardtii, 7112 nucleotides. RefSeq lists its product as uncharacterized. Gene Ontology annotation, molecular function: ATP binding; protein kinase activity. Gene Ontology annotation, biological process: protein phosphorylation. The transcript is spliced from 11 exons. NCBI's taxonomy places the organism in Eukaryota, Viridiplantae, Chlorophyta, Chlorophyceae, Chlamydomonadales, Chlamydomonadaceae. The record is from RefSeq and is a predicted model, not a curated record. Bases 795 to 6194 code for a protein of 1799 amino acids.